Messenger RNA from Hevea brasiliensis (rubber tree), 2153 nucleotides. RefSeq lists its product as uncharacterized. Bases 16 to 2109 code for a protein of 697 amino acids. Gene Ontology annotation, molecular function: protein binding. NCBI's taxonomy places the organism in Eukaryota, Viridiplantae, Streptophyta, Magnoliopsida, Malpighiales, Euphorbiaceae. The record is from RefSeq and is a predicted model, not a curated record. Gene Ontology annotation, biological process: cell surface receptor signaling pathway. The transcript has a single exon.
CCAAUUACAGGAAAUAUGAAUCUGACGUUGGAAGUUCAACUUUAUGUAAUCGUCAUUAGAAACUCCGGUGUUUGCUUCCCAGCAACUCCCAAGCAUUUCCUCUCUCCCCACCUUCUCACGAUUUCGAGUUGGGGGAUAACGCUAACGCAAGCGACGGUUAUAUUUCUCUCUCACUCUCCUUCUAUUUCCUCCCUAAUCGAAACAAGGUACAUCACUAAACCAUCUCUCGAUUUCAUCUCAGUCUCCGACUCACCCGACCUCUUCAUGGAAGAUAAGCGAAUCGACGAGGAGCUCACCUACCUGAUCCUAUUCGCUGAGCGACUACGGUCCGCUGUUGAGGAGGCCGACUCCUUUAAAGUAGAAUGUACUAACAUCGGCAAUUACGCCGAUAUUCUCGCUGAGAAGUUGCGGUUACUUGUUCGCUUCACCUGCUCUGCUCAAUUGUUAUAUGAGCGGCCUGUUCGUCGGAUUGUUGCUGAGGUUUUCAAAAAUCUAGACCGUGCACUUACCCUAGUACGCAAGUGUAAGCGACGGAGUGUUUUGCGCCGGGUCGUCACUAUCAUCGGCGCUGCUGAUUUCCGGAAAGUGCAAAAUCUUCUUGAAGCUUCUGUUGGUGACGUGAAAUGGCUCGAGAGUAUCUUAGGCUUUGGCAGUGGUGCCGCGGGUGAGGAUGUUGGUAUUGAUCUUGCUCUUCCGCCAAUUGCAAGUAAUGAUCCAAUUCUCGCUUGGAUUUGGUCCUCUAUCGCUUCUAUUCAUGUCCGCCCAUUACCGGAAAAAAUGGAAGCAGCGAAUCAACUUGAACAGCUUGCCCAAGAUAAUGAUCGAAACAAGCAAAUCAUAGUGGAAGAAGGCGGCGUUCCGCCGCUGUUGAAGCUGUUAAAGGAGACUGGUUCUCCGGAGGCGCAAAUUGCGGGUGUCACCGCACUUCUUCACUUGGCUAAUGAUCAGGACAGGGUAACGACUAUUGUGAAUGAACAAGGGGUUCCGAUUGUCGUGAAGGUUCUGGCGGAUUCUCCAAUGAGGGUUCAGACUCUGACGGCCUCUUUGGUAGCAAAGAUGGCAGAGCAUGAUUCCGUUGCGCAGAAUGAUUUAGCGAGGGAGAAUGCAAUUCGUCCGCUUGUCACGCUGCUGUCCUUCGAGACUUUCUCCGAUGACCAAAUGGUUCAGCUGGGUAAGCACAGUAUUCAUUCAAUUGUUCAGAUUAAUAAAGAAAUGGAGAAAUUUUCGAUAAAUGGGUCAAAGAAUAACCACCAUUAUAGGCCAUAUAUGACUUCAUUUUCGAGUUUUCACUCAGAGGGGAGUACUAGGGGAGGAAAUAGGAAAGAGAGGGAAAAUGAGAAGCCUGAAGUAAAGCUUAAGUUGAAAAUCAGUUGUGCAGAGGCUUUGUGGAUGCUUGCUAGGGGAAAUGUAUCGAAUAGUAAGAAGAUAACAGAGACAAAAGGGCUGCUUUGUUUGGCGAAAUUGGUUGACAGUGAAGAAGGAGAAUUAAAAUUCAAUUGCUUGAUGACUAUAAAGGAGAUAACUGCGGCAGCUGAAUCCAGUGCUGACCUUAGACGUGCGGCUUUUAAGACUAAUUCCCCUGCUGCCAAGGCAAUUAUUGAUCAGCUUUUGAGGGUGAUUAAAGAAUCGGACAGUCCGAAAUCGCAAAUUCCUGCCAUAAGAUCGAUUGGUUCAUUGGCCAGGACUUUUCCGGCAAGAGAGACUCGAGUUAUUGGUCCAUUAGUUGCCCAGCUUAAUAAUAGUACGAGCCAAGAAGUGGCAACAGAGGCUGCCAUUGCACUGGGGAAGUUCACUUGUCCUGAUAAUUUUCUGCGUGAUGCACAUUCGAAGGCAGUAGUGGAGUUCAAUGGUGUACCACCUUUGAUGAGAUUGCUGAGAGGGAAUGAAAGGGCACAGUUGCAUGGAUUGAUUCUCCUCUGUUACCUUGUAUUACAUUCUGGCAAUAAUGAGGCUUUCGAACAGGGUAGGGUGUUGACUGCCCUUGAGGGGGCAGACAGGACGGUGGUUGCACAACAUCCUAAAUUGAGAGAAUUAGUGUCCAAGGCUAUUUAUCACAUCAAUCUCUAUCAUACCAGCGGCCCUUCUCAAAGGUUUUCAUAUGUGCCUUGACACCACAUCAUUAAGUUAGGCAUCCACUUUUUUUUUUUUUUGGU